Messenger RNA from Camponotus floridanus (Florida carpenter ant), 2510 nucleotides. RefSeq names its product nucleolar complex protein 3 homolog (gene Noc3). The coding region runs from base 103 to 2496 and encodes 797 amino acids. The transcript has 10 exons. Gene Ontology annotation, molecular function: chromatin binding. Gene Ontology annotation, biological process: DNA replication initiation. Lineage: Eukaryota; Metazoa; Arthropoda; Insecta; Hymenoptera; Formicidae. Gene Ontology annotation, cellular component: nucleolus. The record is from RefSeq and is a predicted model, not a curated record.
AAAAACCUAUAUACACAUGAUCGAACGCACGUGAGCACGUUUAUUUCAGUUUAGUUUACGGUAUCAGAUGAUAUUUUAGGUUAUUGUUAAUUUACAAUAAAUAUGGGGAAACUAAAAAAGCUAAAAAUUAGUAAAAUUAAAAGGAACUAUCAGAUAAAGACAAAGCUUUCAAAGCAAGGAAAACUGAAGACUCGACGGCAUAAACCACCAAAGAAGCAAUUUCAGAAGCCGGCACCACCAUGUCCAGAAGUAGUAGAAGAAGAAGAGAGUGAUCAUGGAGAGGAUUUGAUGAAUAUGGUUGAAGAAGAUGACUUAAAAUUCUUGGAAAAAGCUAUAUCUAAUAGAUCUUAUAACUUGCUGAAACAAAUUCGUUUAACUGAAUCAGACAAAAAUCAAAGUAAAAGAAAAAAAAGAAAAACAGAAGAUGAUCAUGCAUUAGAGGAAUUAUACGAAAAUAAUGUUUCUAAAAUCAUGGAAGAAACAUCUAAGAAAUCAGUUCGCAUGAUGCUUCCCAUAAAAACACAGAAUGGUCUUGUGGAGAAACGUGUCAUUGAAGAAGAUAAUGAAGUUGUAAAUGAGGAAGAAGACCAAAUUACAGAUAAUAAUCAAAAAGAAAAUGAAGAAAAUAAUCAAGAAAAUAGUGACAUAGAAAUGGACAUAGAUACAUGUAAUAAUUUACAAGAAACUGAUAAACCAGUAUCUACUGUUGAACUUUUGGCAUGUCGCGAAGAAUUAUUGAAGUCUAAACGGUUUAAGAUAGGUAUACUUUCAAGUGGUAUUCUAGAAAAUCCACAACUCAAAUCUGGAAAUUUUAAGAUAUUGUUAGAUAUGAUGGAUGAGAGAGCUUCAGAAGUUUAUAUCACUGUCAGAAAACUGGCAAUGGUAUCUCUUCUUGAAGUCUUUAAAGAUUUGCUACCAUCUUAUAGCCUUCUGCAAGUUUCUCAAGAAGGAAUAAAGUUAAAAAAGGAGACCCUUGCACUGCAAAACUAUGAAGCUACAUUGUUAAGCAGUUACAAAAACUAUUUAAAGAGACUCGAAAAGAUAUCCAAGAUUUUGAGAAAAAAGAAAGGAGAUACACGAUCAGUAAACGAACGAGAAAUGCGAUUAGGUGAAAUAGCCCUAUCGUGCAUGUGCGAGCUUCUCACCACUCAUCCAUAUUUCAAUUUCUCUGUUAAUAUAGCUAAUUAUAUUCUUCCUUUCUUGGAUAACAAACAGAGAAAUAUAAGAGAGAGAGUAGCUCAAUGCAUUUCUCAAAUAUUCAAAGACGAUAAACGUGGUCAAUUAUCUCUCACAAUAGUUCGAAAAUUAAAUCAAUAUAUCAAAUCAAGAAAACAUUCUGUGCAUCCUGAAGUCAUAACAGUGUUAUUAUCUCUUCGUAUAAAAGAUGUCAAUCUGGACAAAGAAAAAGAAGAGGAAACAAAGCAAAGAAAACUCAUGUCUCAUAAGCAAAGAAUUCUCGCGUUAAGCAGACGAGAGAGAAAAAAAAACAAAAAACUGGAACAAGUAGAGAAAGAAUUACUUGAGACAAAGGCUGAAGAAAAUAAACAGACAAAAUCUAAAAUUCUCACUGAAAUUACAAGCGUGAUAUUUACUAUAUACUUCAGAGUUCUAAAACAAGCUCCCAAUAGUAAAGUAUUGUCUGUGUGUUUGGAAGGAUUAGCUAAAUUCGCACAUUGUAUUAAUAUAGAUUUUUAUCAGGACUUAGUAAGUGUUAUAGAUAAAUUAAUAGAAGAAGAUCACUUAGGGUUGAGACAACAAUUACACUGUAUCCAAUGUAUAUUUACAAUAUUAUCUGGCCAAGGUGCAGCAUUAAAUAUCGAUCCAUAUAGGUUUUAUGUACAUUUGUACAAAAAUAUAUUAAAAGUUCAUUGUGGGAGGACGCACGCGGAAACUGAGAUUGUACUGAAGACGUUGACACAGAUUCUCAUUCAUCAGCGGAAAAGGAUUUCGCAGACGCGUCUGAUAGCGUUCGUCAAGAAAAUAAGCAUACAGGCUUUGCAGUUACAACAUAAUGCAACGCUGGCGACUCUCGGUAUUAUAAAACAAGUCAUGCAAUUUGGAAAAGCGGCACAUAUUUUAUUGGAUACCGACUGCAGUGGAGACAGUCAUUAUCAAAUUGAAAUCGAAGAACCUGACUAUUGCAACGCGCAUAGUACUGCAUUAUACGAACUUGUUGCUUUACAGCGUCACUAUCAUAGUAUAGUACGACAGCUCGCUAAAAAUAUAGCACAUGUAGUGCCUACAAGUGGUGAAGGCAGUUUACCUGUUGAAAUUGCAAAAUUAACACCAGAAGAGCUUUACAUAGAGUAUGAUCCUAGUGGUGUAGCGUUCAAGCCUACCAUACCUAUUCCAGAGAAGAUUACCGUAAAAAAAGCAUCGAUACAUCAUGUCAUGAGUUCUAAACUCGAGGAAUAUCUUAAUACUGUCGAUAUCGACAAUCUAUUUACAGACAGAUCUGUAGACUUUUAUAAAGCUUGCAAAAAUAAUUCAAAAUGAAAUUAAAAAAUGUA